AUGCCGUCGCAACCCCCGUUUCCGCCGCUCCUCGCGCCAUAUCUAUCAACCCAGCCAGAGGCAUCGCUCACACUAGUCUCCUCCAUACUUGGCGCAACAUCAAAUUGGCUGGUGCUAAGAUUUCUUCAUGCAUCAUUGAGCACUUCGUCAACCCUCAAUGUUUCCCUUGGAUUGGGAGACUCGCACAAUGGAACCAAGAAGGUUGUGCUCGUGAGCUUUUUGCGCAGCUGGGAGUUUUGGAGAGCAGAAGCCAAACGAUUGGGUCUUGAUCUUGCUCGUUUGGCAGAUAAGAAACAGUUCGCAUUUGUGGACGGCCUUUCAGAGCUAUUCUCUGCGCCUCAAACGGCAAGUACUAUGCCGAAUGUAUCUUCGGUUGCAAGUGGCCCGACGCGCACAUCUCUUCCACUUCGGUCCCAGCCUGGUGCUGUGCCUGGGAGAGGACCUCCCUUAGCAGCAUCUGCAUCAGCCAUGAAUAACGGCGAUGCCGCCCACAGCCAGACUCAGCAAGGUAUUGCGAAGAAACUCCAUUUCUCUGGACGAGGCAUUGGAUCAAUGGAGGAUGGAGAAGAGUUACUGCUUAUUGUCGACCAACCGGAUUGCCUGCUUGCCGCUACGGGACCGGUGAUGGGAAUCGGUGCUACGGAAAUGGCGGAGUGGGUUUCGGGUCUACAACAGCAUGUGCACGCGACAAUCGUCACUCUGGCUGCUGAUUCCCCGCUGAUCCACAAUGCAUCCACAUCUGGGCAUCAAACGGCUACGCCAGUAGAGUCGGAGCAUGCCGCAUUAGCUAUCAGUUUGGCGCAUCGGGCAAGGUCGGUCAUGCAGCUCCGGACCCUGGAGACAGGAGCCGCAAGAGACGUGAGUGGCGUGCUCAGGAUCAGCCGGGGAGGUGGCGCAGACGAUUCUCUGGAAGAGAGGGAGUUGCUGUACUAUAUCCAGCGGGAUGGUGGGUUGACAGUGUUUGGGCGUGGGGAGUCGUGA
Molecule: messenger RNA, 981 nt
Organism: Penicillium maclennaniae
Lineage: Eukaryota; Fungi; Ascomycota; Eurotiomycetes; Eurotiales; Aspergillaceae
Exons: 4
Coding region: 1-981 (326 amino acids)
Biological process (GO): tRNA wobble uridine modification
Cellular component (GO): elongator holoenzyme complex
Source: RefSeq, a predicted model, not a curated record